Molecule: messenger RNA, 650 nt
Organism: Tilletiopsis washingtonensis
Lineage: Eukaryota; Fungi; Basidiomycota; Exobasidiomycetes; Entylomatales
Exons: 1
Coding region: 112-450 (112 amino acids)
Source: RefSeq, a predicted model, not a curated record
CCCCCCACCACUCCCCCAGAUUUGAGCAUCUUUGCUGGGCUGUGAUGGCGACUGACGCGAGGAGAUGCGCACGGGUGGCGGGAAAGGACACCAGCUGAGCGCUGAGUACAAAUGCUAUACCUCCUGAUCCAGGCCUUCCUGUCUGUCUGGCGUGCCGCUGCCUCGCCCCGCCGCUUGCUUCUCCUCGCGUCCCCUCAUGUCCCACCUCUACCUGACGCUCUGCUCUGCGCGCGCCCUCUCUUCCCCUCACGAGUGACGAGCCGAGUCGGGCGCUUGAGCAAAUGUCACUCUCUGCCCUGCCCGGCUGCUCGCCAGUGUUUGCGCCUCGAGAGCGUGCGUUCUCUCGAUGGGCAGAACGCCGAAGCAGAGACGCGCGAGAGAAGAGAAGGGGUAAAAUGGUGCUUCGAUUGUCGUUCUUCACUUCGUCACGUCGUCGACGUCGCUAGCUGACCACUCGCACUGCUGCCCAGCGACUUGCUGCCAGCCGCGCGCCAAGGCUCAGCCUGCACGAGGCUUGCCUUAGCGACCGCCGUGCGCCGCGCCGCCCUGCGACACCUGGUUGCCGCCCAUCUUGCCGUCGUUGGUGGAGCUGUAACCGUCCUUUGCGCUGUUUGGUGUGAACAGGAUGGGGUGUUAGGUAGUCGACGAGU